This is a messenger RNA of Schistosoma mattheei, 1719 nucleotides long. Lineage: Eukaryota; Metazoa; Platyhelminthes; Trematoda; Strigeidida; Schistosomatidae. The record is from the annotation of a GenBank genome assembly.
AUGAUUGAUGGUAUUAACAAUAUUCUAAAUACCUUAAGAAACUUAUUAUUUAAAAUUAAUUUCUCCAUUAUACAAUUAACUAAUGUAAUGGAAAGUCAAGCUAGUUGGAUACAUUCAUUAAUUAUAGCAUGUGAAGAUAAAAUAUCUUUAAUGAAUCAAUGUUUAGCUUUUUUUAAUAAUAUUUACUUUAGUUGUGUGAAUAGUUUUAAAAUUUUAAGUAGUCUAUGUCGUUUUAUCAGAUUUUUUGCUAAAGAUACUUGUGUUUCAUCAGAAAAAUUUACAGAUUUAUGCCGAAAACAAAGUGCCGUACUUGAAGAGACACUGAAUAUUACAACAACAACAGAAUUAACUAAACAACUUCAUGAAAUAAUCCAUUUGAUUGGAAGUAAAAAUUUAACACUUUAUGGUAAUUUAAGUAAUAUAGAAGUUAUUUUCAAUGAUGAUCAUUAUAUAUCAAAUAAACUUCAACAAAGAAUGGAUCAUUUUGUACAAGCUAUUGAUGUUGCGAAAUUGAUUUUAUCUUGGAUUUUAGUAGUAUGGACAUUAUUCACCAUGCUGAUAUUAGUUAUACAAGCAAUUAUAUUUAAAAAGUGUUGGCUAUCAAAGGAUUCAUAUGAUAAUGUAUAUAUAACUGAUGAAUUUAUUAAACAAGAAAUACAAGCCUUCAAACGAGGUUUGGUCCCCACAGUUCCAUUAAUCCGUAAAGAAAAGAAAUUAUACAAGAAGUUAUCAAGUUUCAGCUGGACUAUAUCAGAAAAACAAUCUGCAGUUUUUAAUUCUUUAAUGCUUUUAACAUGGAGUACUUCAAUUAUUCUAGUUAUGAUAACUGAUUAUGUAAUGUAUACAAUUUUUAAUAUUAUGUCAGUUUUAUUUUUAUAUGAUUAUUCUGAUUUUGGAAAUAUUACAGGAAAAGAUGAUGAACAAAUAAAUGAAGAUGAAACAAAUGAAUUAUAUAUUGAUGGUGAUUCAACAUUUGCAAAUAUUGUACAAUCAUUGAUUAGUUUAAUGAAUCCAUUGAAAAAUAUUGAAUUAAACAUAGAUGUAACACUUUGUCGACCAACAUUAACUCCACCAGAUUUAUAUAGAUAUGCUUUUAUUUGCUUAUUACUAAGUUUAGCAUAUUUGAGUGUUGUUUUUCAAGUGUAUGUUAUGCGUUUACGACAUGUCAUCAUGAUAUGGUACUAUCCGAAGACAGCAGCUAGACGUGCAGCCUGGCUUCGUAUACAUAUCAGAAAUAACCGUGGCUUAUAUAAUCGUAUUAUACACAAAAUUAAAACAAUAGAUAUCGCUUCAAAUCACCGAUCACAAAAUUUGUCACGAUUUGGAAGAUAUUUAUGCCGUAAUCCACGUGUAGCAUAUUUUCUUAAGUUAUUCGGAGUUCAACGCAUUAUUUGUACAUUUUGUGGUAGUGAUGGGAAUCCAUCUAAAAAAGUUGAAUUUAAACAGAAUUUCACACGUUGUGAAGAAUGUGAUGCUUAUUUUUGUCGUGCAUGUCAAAUAGCCUUGAAUCAUAUAUGUUUAUUAUGUCGUACACCAAUGUUUUCUAUGGCUGUUGAAGUAGAUUUUGAACAUUAUUCAACAGAUGAAGAAAAAGAGUAUAUCAAUGCACGCUAUUUACAAAUAAAUAAGCAUAGUUCAAUAAUAUCUUCUGAUAAACUUACAGAAAAAGACAUGUGAUGUUUUUACAAAUGGUCCAAAUAUUCAAAAUUUCAAUACUCG